This is a messenger RNA of Pararge aegeria (speckled wood butterfly), 1537 nucleotides long. RefSeq names its product RCC1-like G exchanging factor-like protein. Bases 118 to 1479 code for a protein of 453 amino acids. The record is from RefSeq and is a predicted model, not a curated record. The transcript is spliced from 7 exons. NCBI's taxonomy places the organism in Eukaryota, Metazoa, Arthropoda, Insecta, Lepidoptera, Nymphalidae.
UUAAACUUAAAGGUAAAUAGUUGAAAAAUAGAAAUUCCCGACCGUACCGGCAGAUACAUAAAUUUUUAUUGCUGUAUGGUCGAACUAUUUUAAUGCCAGACAUGCUAAAUUGCUAAAAUGAACACGAUCAAGUUAUUUGUUCGGUGGAGAAGUCCUUCUAUACUCUUAAGCCGAACUAUCACAACAAAGAAGAAAUUACAUGAUCCAAGUGAAGAUGAACAGUUACCAAUAUUCCAGUAUCCAAUUAGCAAAAGUUCAGACAGAAGAGUAUAUGUAUGGGGUCUAGCUGAGACUGGGGCCCUUGGCAUACAUCUGCCAAGAAGCAAGAAAUCUGGCAAGAAAGCUUACCGGAAUAACUUUAAUUUAGUUUGGCAUCCUAUGAGGUCUAGUUUCUGUGAGAGAUUUGAUGUAACAAAGUUAGCAUGUGGUUACGGCUUCACUGUGGCAGCAGUGAAGACCAAUGAACAGCACAAAGUGUUUGGCACAGGUAUCAACACAGAUUCACAGAUUGGAUACCAUUCUCCUAGGAUUGGGCACCCCCUGGAAAUGCUACUAAGCCCUGCACCUAUUUAUAUACCAUAUACUUCCUUAGAAACUAAGAUAACAGGCUUAGCAGCUGGCAGAGCACAUACGCUUAUACUAACGGACAAUGAGGGUGUUUACACACUGGGUAACAAUGCAUAUGGCCAGUGCGGAAGGAAAAUAAACCCAAACGAGGAGUACAGAGGCAGCAUGGCCUCGCAUAACAUUAAAAGGCUAGGGAAAGAGAAAAUUGUUGAUGUUUGCUGUGGACAGGAUCACAGUCUUUUCAUCACAGAGAGUGGUAGAGUGUACGCUUGUGGGUGGGGUGCGGACGGUCAGACGGGGCUGGGUGCGUACACCAACCAGGGCUUCCCUGCACUCGUCAAGGGGGACAUCACCAGUGAGAAGAUCGUCAAAGUGGCUUCCACAGUGGAUUGCGUGCUUGCUUUAAAUGAUAAAGGAGAGCUCUUUGGCUGGGGUAACUCAGAGUAUGGUCAAGUGCCGACUUUGAACAAUCAGCAGCAGGUGAACAUGUCCUACGCUUUGGUCCAAUUCACCAAGGGCUUGGGGAAAAUAGUGGACAUAGCGGCCGGUGGAUCGUUUUGUCUUAUUUGUAAUGAACAAGGUGAUGUGUUUGUAUGGGGCUUUGGUCUACUAGGACUCGGACCAAACGUGCAACAAUCAACAAAACCAAAACAAGUGCCAGCACCAUUGUUUGGAAGAAAUGAAUUCAAUCCUGACUCUAUGAUCACCAAUGUUGCCUGUGGCAUUGGUCAUUUAGCAGCUAUCACGAAUAAGGGAGACCUUUAUAUGUGGGGCAGAAAUAGGCAUGGGUGUUUAGGGUUAGGUCACGAUAAAGAUCAGCAUUUUCCGUUGAAAAUUGGCAUCGGUGCCCAUGUUUUGUCCGUUAAAUGUAGCGUUGAUCACACUGUUGCAAUGUGUAAACCUUUCACAUAGAUUUUUAGUAUUUAGAGCAAAAUUAAGGCUAGAAAUAAUAAACUGUAGCACAAAUUUA